AUGUGCAGCCGAAAUGUCUUGACCAAAAGUGCUUAUAUGUCGGAGGAGAUGCGACAGCACCCUGUGGAAUGUGCUACUCAGACGUUGGAGAAAUACAACACAGAGAAAGAUAUUGUGGCCCAUAUUAAGAAUAAGUUUGGCAAGAAAUACAACCCCACCUGGCACUGCAUCAUGAUGAGGAACUUCAGUAGUUACAUGACACAUGAAACCAAAUACUUCAUCUGCUUCUAUCUGGACUAA
This is a messenger RNA of Artibeus jamaicensis (Jamaican fruit-eating bat), 240 nucleotides long. RefSeq names its product dynein light chain 1, cytoplasmic-like. The transcript has a single exon. The record is from RefSeq and is a predicted model, not a curated record. Lineage: Eukaryota; Metazoa; Chordata; Mammalia; Chiroptera; Phyllostomidae. Gene Ontology annotation, molecular function: dynein intermediate chain binding; dynein light intermediate chain binding. The coding region runs from base 1 to 240 and encodes 79 amino acids. Gene Ontology annotation, biological process: microtubule-based process; cilium assembly. Gene Ontology annotation, cellular component: cytoplasmic dynein complex.